This is a messenger RNA of Racocetra persica, 158 nucleotides long. The record is from the annotation of a GenBank genome assembly. Lineage: Eukaryota; Fungi; Glomeromycota; Glomeromycetes; Diversisporales; Gigasporaceae.
GUGUCAAUCACACGACAGCAGCUACAGCUCAAUUCCCACGAGCCUAUAAUAACAACUCUGAAAUAUUUGGCAAUGAACCAGCCUUGGACCAACAAGCCACAGCUAUCCUGAAUAUUGUAGCACUAGUCAAAAAGACAUACGAAGGAAUCACCAAAUGA